Messenger RNA from Hydractinia symbiolongicarpus, 712 nucleotides. RefSeq names its product diphthamide biosynthesis protein 3-like. The coding region runs from base 143 to 388 and encodes 81 amino acids. Gene Ontology annotation, biological process: protein histidyl modification to diphthamide. Gene Ontology annotation, molecular function: metal ion binding. NCBI's taxonomy places the organism in Eukaryota, Metazoa, Cnidaria, Hydrozoa, Anthoathecata, Hydractiniidae. The record is from RefSeq and is a predicted model, not a curated record. The transcript has 2 exons.
AAAAAGAUUUUCUCUAAAAAAAAGUGAAAUCUAAAAAAAUCUCAAAUUUAAUUCUAUAAAAACAAUGCCAAUCCUGUUUGACAUUAUUAACUUUAUUUAGAACAGCAUAUAUUAUCAUAAUUAUCAUAAUUUGGAUGGCAACAUGGCGGUGUUUCAUGAUGAGAUCGAGAUAGAAGAUUUUGAGUAUGACGAAGAUGCUGAGAUGUAUUAUUACCCGUGUCCAUGUGGCGACCGUUUUGAAAUCAGUCGUGAAAUGCUAGCAGAUGGUGAAGACGUGGCUACUUGCCCUUCUUGUUCUCUCAUUGUGAAAGUCAUCUACGAUGUAGAUGAUUUCAUGGAAGGUGAAGAAGUUGCAGCUGUUCCUACAAAAGAACUCGAAAAGGCGUAACAUCCAAAAACUUAACUUCCCGCGAAGACCAUCUUCUGCAACGUGUCAAAGGGUAAAUCGUGUUAAAUUCAGAUGCUCAUUGUAAACAUCACAGCAACGAUGAACGAUGAAAUGAUAACGGUGCGACAUGAUAUAUUUUUGUUCACGCUUCUGCUGUUUAAUGAGACAUUGCAAUUAUUAAUGUGGUCUGAAUUGACCAUUAUUGACGUAGGAAUUUUUGAUAAUCUUGUGAAGUUUUGAUUAAAAUCCAAAUAUUAAAGAUGAUAGUUGUAUAAUAUUUUUAUUUAAUUUAAAAAAAAUCGAACAUGAUGUUAGUCAAUAGAA